This is a messenger RNA of Lolium rigidum, 1024 nucleotides long. RefSeq names its product dof zinc finger protein DOF5.6. NCBI's taxonomy places the organism in Eukaryota, Viridiplantae, Streptophyta, Magnoliopsida, Poales, Poaceae. Gene Ontology annotation, biological process: regulation of DNA-templated transcription. The transcript is spliced from 2 exons. Bases 1 to 927 code for a protein of 308 amino acids. Gene Ontology annotation, molecular function: DNA-binding transcription factor activity; DNA binding. The record is from RefSeq and is a predicted model, not a curated record.
AUGAUGGCAGGAGCGGCUCAUCCGAUGCAUUUCUGCAUGGACUCCGACUGGCUCAAGGGCAUCGUCCCCGAGGACCAGGGCGGGAUGGGGUCGUCGUCGCCGUCGGAGGAGCUGAUCAUCGCGUGCCCGGAUCAGGUGCAGGCCCAGCAGGCGGCGGCGGACCGGCGGCUGCGCCCGCAGCACGACCAGCCGCUCAAGUGCCCGCGCUGCGAAUCGGCGCACACCAAGUUCUGCUACUACAACAACUACAGCCUCUCCCAGCCGCGCUACUUCUGCAAGACGUGCCGCCGCUACUGGACCAAGGGCGGCUCCCUCCGCAACGUCCCCGUCGGCGGAGGCUGCCGCAAGAACAAGCGCGCCAGCACCAGCAAGAAGUCCUCCGCCGCCGCCGUCACGUCGCCGAUUUCGAUGAUGCCGCUUCAUCAGUAUAGCCGGCAGAUGGCCGAGACUGGCCUCCACCUGUCCUUCUCCGGGAUGAUGCCGCCGGUCACGGCCGCCGACCCGCUAAGCAGCCUCGGCCUCCUGGACUGGAACAAGUACGACCACAUCCUCUCCGGCUCCAGCGGAUUUGGGAGUGCGAACUCCGAGGCGCACUUCACGGGCACGGGCAUGAUGGGCAUGUCCUCCGGCGGCGGGGACAGCAGCGUAGCCACGGAGUACCACGCGCUGAACGCGCUCCGGUACGCUGCCGGCCUGGGCGAGCACCUGGCGCUGCCUUUUGGCAGUGCAUCGCGGGCGGAUCAGCGCGACGCCACCGUCGUCGAGAUGAAGCCGCCGGCAGAGAGGCUGCUGUCGCUGGAGUGGUGCGGCGAGGCGAGUCGCGCGCCGCCCGAGAGCUCCAUGGGAUCCCUGGGCGGACUCGGCCUGUGGAGCGGCAUGAUCAACAGCGCCGCCCAUCACCACCAUGGCUCCUCAGCCGCCAUCUGAACGAGGCGAAGCAUCAUGUUGAGUGCACGCACGACGGACGCAUCUGUUAGUGGUUUGCUAAUAGCAUUAACGAGUACAAGGACUACGUAGAGUUCAG